Messenger RNA from Lolium rigidum, 946 nucleotides. RefSeq lists its product as uncharacterized. The transcript is spliced from 6 exons. The record is from RefSeq and is a predicted model, not a curated record. NCBI's taxonomy places the organism in Eukaryota, Viridiplantae, Streptophyta, Magnoliopsida, Poales, Poaceae. Bases 1 to 576 code for a protein of 191 amino acids.
AUGGCGACUCUCACCAUGCAGCCGAUCGAUCCCGUACCUGACGCCCAAGAAGGCUCAAGUUUUCUUUGCUUUGGAUACAGAAGCGGAACUAAGCUUGCGGAGGAUGGUGGCGACCUGGGCGACAUCGACGCGGGAUGGGUUUUCCUUGGGAAAUCUGAUAUCGUCCCGCCGGAUUUGGCCGCUGCUGCUGCCGUCGGCGGCGGCCUCCACUCUUCUUCGGCGAUUCCUACCUGGGCGCGCUGGGUCCUUGGAGGUGUGGUUUUAACGGUGGUACCAUUCUACAACAGAGUCAGGAAUGUUGAAGAGGAGGCCGUGGGAUACGUGGAGACUGCUGUAGAGGUUGUGGAGCAUAUAGCCGAGGUAACGGAAAAGCUAGCUGCUAAUGUGGCUGGCCAACUUCCUCAGGAUGGGUCUCUGUGGAAAGCAGCAGAGGAGGUCGAGUACAUUGCUGACAUAGUGGAUAAGGAUGCAGAGAAGGUUGAAGCCCUUGCUAAGAAGAUCGACAACAUCAGCGACAAGAUUGAUGCUGAAGUAGAGCCUGUUAUCGAGGAGCUUGAAAAGGAACUCAACCAAUAAUAACAUGCUUUGGUAGCGCAGUUGCCCAGCUAUGAUCAGUGGUCAUGUUGACGGGAAUGUUCCCCGUUGUAUAUAACUAUAUGAGUAUGCUGUCAUGUUAAGGGUUUGUACAUAUGUGUGUCGUUCUGGAUUACAGCAAGAUCAUUGCAAGGGUGUAAGGCAUGGUGAUGGUGUGUAUUGGGUGCUCAAAGGUGAUGUGCACCACUAGUAUUGGGGACAUUGGAGUGCAGAAGUUGGUAUUGGAAUCAUUUGGAAUGUGGAACCUGGUGCUCAAAUAAUUUGUGAUUUAGAACUUUGUAGACUGCUGUCCAAAGUUGGAAAAAAGAAUGAAAUGGAAUAAAUACAUUGUUGGCAUGCCGAUUCAGUAAAA